GUCUUUCUUUAGGUUAUCACCGAUUGAGAUCCCGUCCUUCACUAUAUAUAUAUAUAUACACUGCCCUCCUUUGAACCUCAUCACGAGAGCAGGGAAACCAUGUCUGCCACCGCGUCUUUCGUCACCCUCCCAUCUCUCGCCCCUAAAACCCUAUUCCCCUACAAUUCCAAACCCACUUCGCUCUCUCUGUUCUCUCUCUCCCCUUCUCCUCUCAGCCUUUAUUGCAAGCCCAUUUCCGUUUCCGCUUCGUUUCUUCACUCUUCGCCGCCCCCCCGGUUUGUCUCGAACGUCGCCAUUUCUUCCGAGUUCGACCAAGAGGAGGAGGUCUUGAGCGAUGGCGACGAGGUUCGCUUUUCCCCUGACCCCAAACUCUUCGUCGGUAAUCUUCCUUUCAGUGUUGACAGUGCUCAGCUCGCUGGCUUGUUCGAACGCGCUGGAAAUGUUGAAAUGGUCGAGGUGAUUUAUGACAAGACGACUGGAAGAAGCAGAGGAUUUGGAUUUGUAACCAUGUCUACAGUUGAGGAAGUUGACGCUGCUGCUCAACAGUUCAAUGGCUAUGAACUCGAGGGAAGGGCACUGAGGGUGAAUUCUGGGCCUCCUCCACCUAGGAGGGAGGAUUCCUCCUUUAGAAGCAAUGGAGGUGGGCCAGGUUUUGGUGCUGGCCACCGUGUUCAUGUGGGUAACCUUGCUUGGGAUGUUGAUGAUUUGGCACUUGAGAGUUUGUUUACCGAGCAAGGAAAGGUUGUUGAAGCAAGGGUGGUUUAUGAUAGGGAGAGUGGCAGAUCAAGAGGCUUUGGUUUUGUAACCUACAGCUCUGCGAUAGGUGCCAACAAUGCUAUUGAAUCCUUGAAUGGUGUUGACUUGAAUGGCAGAGCCCUACGCGUCAGUGCAGCAGAAGCUAGGCCAAGACGUCAAUUUUGAUUUUUGAAUGUUUUGUGUUGUCAACCAACAAAAGGCAUCGUACUGUCUCAUCAGAUUUUGGCUAC
Juglans microcarpa x Juglans regia is the source of this 986-nucleotide messenger RNA. RefSeq names its product 29 kDa ribonucleoprotein A, chloroplastic-like. Gene Ontology annotation, cellular component: cytosol. The transcript is spliced from 4 exons. Gene Ontology annotation, molecular function: mRNA binding. Lineage: Eukaryota; Viridiplantae; Streptophyta; Magnoliopsida; Fagales; Juglandaceae. The coding region runs from base 100 to 921 and encodes 273 amino acids. The record is from RefSeq and is a predicted model, not a curated record.